AUGUGUCUAGCGGUGGGAAAACCGGAGCCAACCGUGACAUGGAGGCAGCUCAGAGACGGAUUUUCCAGCGAAGGCGAGCUGCUGGAGAUCACCGAGAUCAACCGGCAACAAGCAGGGGAGUACGAGUGCAUCACAUCGAAUGGAGUCGCCAUCCCUGACAGCAAGAAGGUGCUCAUAACAGUCAACUAUCCUCCAUUCAUCACUGACGUGAAGAACGCCCAAUCACAGGUCGGCAAAUCAGCGAUACUGCGCUGUCAGGCUAUGGCGGAGCCCCCCGCCGAGUUUGAGUGGUUGAAGGAUGACAAGAGACUGACCGUGGGGAUGGAAGGGUUGAAGAUCCAGAACGAGAGGACUUGGUCCGUGCUUCUCUUUUCAAAUGUCACCUCAAGGCAUUAUGGGAAUUACACCUGCCUGGUGUCCAACAAGCUCGGAACGUAUAAUAGCAGCGUCCGGCUACUUAGUAAGUAA
Molecule: messenger RNA, 468 nt
Organism: Staurois parvus
Lineage: Eukaryota; Metazoa; Chordata; Amphibia; Anura; Ranidae
Source: the annotation of a GenBank genome assembly